Molecule: messenger RNA, 612 nt
Organism: Caenorhabditis briggsae
Lineage: Eukaryota; Metazoa; Nematoda; Chromadorea; Rhabditida; Rhabditidae
Exons: 4
Coding region: 1-612 (203 amino acids)
Source: RefSeq, a predicted model, not a curated record
AUGCUGAUUCUUAUAAUAUGUACAUUUUUGGCUGUAUUUGUGCCUGCAAACCCUCAGCGAAGUUUUUUGGAUCAGCAGGAUGAUGAGGAAGAGCAGCCCAGAAGCUAUGCUUUUCAGAGAACCAGAAGUUUGAAUGGUGGAUAUGCAACAGAUGGGGAUUCAAAAAUUAACGACGAAGUUUACCGAAUUUUCAUGCUCACCAUUCUCGACGGUUUCAACAUUUUCAAAAUCAAAGCGUACAACGACCGCUCGUUUAUCUACCUCACACGUCGCGACUAUUGGCUUGGCGACCGUUAUUAUUAUAUGGACAAUUAUUAUUACCUCCCAACACGAGAUUCGUGCGCGUAUCGUAUGAACGAGACCGAACGACAACAUCUUUUCUACGAGGAGGACAACAUGCCGAUAUUCGAUAUCAUUUAUCAAUGCCAGCGAUAUCAGGAGUACUGCUGCGGUUUGAAUUGCUGCAAAAUUGACCAAAUUGGACGUCACGACUAUCCUCGCAAGCCGCCUAAAUACCCUUGGGAAGACCCGUGGCACCAUAAUUCUGCAUCCUGUUCUUCACAAUUGCCCUUUGCCAUAAUUAUAAUUUCUGUCUUCAACUUUUUCACAUAA